AAAAACUGAAAACGAAAGGAGUUGAAAUAGGGGCGCACUUAGCCAGUUGAAUAUUAAGUCUUGCCUUCUUCCUAAGAGAAGAAACUAGCUGCUAUUUCUCUGAAGAGGAAACAUUUGCAGAAUUUGCAAUUAAGUUUAACAGAUGUUCAUUGAAGCUAUGGACCACAGCCACGGGGCCUACCUCAAAACUUUCAUGUUAGCCUUCGAUACCAUAAAGAACCUCGUCGCCAAGUAUUUAUCUGUUCGACGUUGCCAAGCGGCUUGAGUGCAUAAAGAAACUGCUAUAACCUGAGUACGAGUGGGAAAAAUCAGUGUGAUCCGCAAAUUCGUCUUCAGAAAUGGAUUUCGCUAUGAAUAAUAAUACGCUUGACCCGAAUGUUGGGAUGACUGAGAGCAUUAUUCAUGAGCAUCAGCUGCCCAAGUUGAUAGGACCGGAAAAGUGGAGAGAUUUGGCGCGAAUGUUAGACUUCAGCGAAAAUGACAUUGACAUGAUCCAAGCUGAAAAGACCAAUUGCCCCAAGGAAUGUUGUAUCGCUGUCAUUGUAAAAUGGAUCCAUCGAAGGGGACGGGAUGCUACUGUUGGAAAGCUUGCAGAUGCCCUGACUAAGAUAGAACUCAAGAACGUGGCUGAUAUAUUGCUGGGUCCGAUCAAUGGUAAAAAAACCAUCUCUAUUGAAGUUAGAGGAACUAUUGAGGUAGACAAUACAAACCAGAUCAUAUUGGGCAACGACAGUACUAGGAGGUCAACGUUCUUUGUGUGGGAGACCAAAACAAAAGAAUUUCAUACAUCUUUGAAGAAUAAUACAUAG
Molecule: messenger RNA, 809 nt
Organism: Pocillopora damicornis (cauliflower coral)
Lineage: Eukaryota; Metazoa; Cnidaria; Anthozoa; Scleractinia; Pocilloporidae
Biological process (GO): signal transduction
Molecular function (GO): protein binding
Source: RefSeq, a predicted model, not a curated record